Lolium rigidum is the source of this 1614-nucleotide messenger RNA. RefSeq names its product flap endonuclease 1-B-like. The transcript is spliced from 16 exons. The record is from RefSeq and is a predicted model, not a curated record. Gene Ontology annotation, molecular function: 5'-3' exonuclease activity; DNA binding; 5'-flap endonuclease activity. Lineage: Eukaryota; Viridiplantae; Streptophyta; Magnoliopsida; Poales; Poaceae. Bases 16 to 1365 code for a protein of 449 amino acids.
CUCGCCGACGACGCCAUGGGCAUCAAGGGUUUGACGAAGCUGCUGGCGGAGCACGCGCCGAGGGCAGCGACGUUGCGGCGGGUGGAGGACUACCGGGGCCGCGUCAUUGCCAUCGACGCCAGCCUCAGCAUCUACCAGUUCCUGGUCGUGGUUGGAAGGAAAGGAACAGAGGUUCUGACCAAUGAGGCUGGUGAAGUCACAAGGCAAGAAAAAAGCAAUUUUAAGAUAUUGUCUGCCCAUCAAAAUUCUCGUCUGAUUGGUCAUGAGCCCAUGAUGUUCAUUAGCUCAUUUGAACUUUCAUCCUUAAAUCGCAGUCAUCUGCAAGGCAUGUUGAACCGGACCGUGAGAUUGCUAGAAGCAGGAAUAAAACCUGUGUUUGUGUUUGAUGGCGAGCCACCUGAUCUGAAGAAAAAGGAACUGGCCAAAAGGUCUUUGAAGAGGGAUGAUGCUUCGAAAGAUCUUCAUAGUGCUAUUGAGGUUGGAGACGAAGAUUCAAUUGAAAAAUUGAGCAAAAGGACUGUGAAGAUGACGAAAAAACACAAUGACGACUGUAAGAGGCUGUUAGGAUUGAUGGGUGUCCCUGUAGUUGAGGCACCAGGUGAAGCAGAAGCACAGUGUGCAUCACUUUGUGAGAACCAUAAGGCAUAUGCUGUUGCUUCAGAGGAUAUGGACUCAUUGACUUUUGGUGCUCGAAGAUUUCUUCGCCAUGUAACUGACCUUAGUUUCAAAAAGUCUCCUGUAACAGAGUUUGAAAUGUCAAAGGUUUUGGAGGAACUUGGACUCACAAUGGAUCAGUUCAUCGACUUAUGUAUCCUUAGUGGAUGUGACUACUGCGAGAAUAUUAAAGGUAUUGGGGGACAAAGAGCCUUGAAACUAAUACGUGAGUAUGGUUGCAUAGAAGAAGUUGUGCCAAAUCUUAACAAGAGGUACAUUGUUCCAGAAGAUUGGCCUUAUCAGGAAGUACGGACUCUGUUUAAGAAACCGAACGUUACUACAGAAAUUCCAGAUUUCCAGUGGACCUCAGCAGACAAAGAGGGCCUUGUGAACUUCCUGGCACUUGAAAACAGUUUCAGUUCUGAUCGAGUAGAGAAGGCGGUAGAAAAGAUAAAGGCUUCUAGGGAUAGAUAUUCCCCAGGGCGAGUGAAGCUUUUGACACCAGUAGCAGAUCUACAAGGAUCUACUACAGAAAAGGAAUCCAAGUGCGUUAUAGGUGCUUCAGGACACGGUCUGAAGAGCAGGUCUGCUCUACAAGUGUGCAGGAGCUCAAGCUCUGAUUUCAGAUACGGUAGUUCUAGUUCAAAACCAUUGGUGCUGGGAAGGCAAUCAGGAUUUCGUGCGAUGCCUCAUGCCUUCUCUUUCAUCUAAAUCUGGAAAUUGCUGGUUCUCAAGAUUACUGGGCGAAGCACCAAGUUACAGGAAGAAUGGAUGAACACUUGGAAUGUGUUAAGCAUAUGCUUUGAUUGUAAUUUAGGCUUAUGUCUUGUAAUCUGGAAAAUGAAAUUCAAUGCUUCAGCUUACUCAUAUCUAACACUUCUUCGUACUGGAAUGUCCCGUGGUGAACAGAAAAUGUUUGAUCGCCUUUCGUUAUCAAUGCUCAUAACUAUACAUAUCUCC